AUGUCGGUCACAACAAUUCCGCUCGAACGCCUCACAUUUUCCGCACGAGCGGAAACGAGUCAGGCCGCAGCCAUGCGAGACGUUCAAUUCGACAGGAUACAACUCGAGACGGAAGGGAACGGGGCGACGGUGGUUGGAGAUAGCAAGGAUGUGUCGGCCAUGAGCUUCGCCGGGACAUCAUCGUUUAGAGACAAUCAACCUUCGUCCGGCCUUCAUUUCCUGACCGCAGAACACCCCCUUUUCCCACAAAUGCCAUCGUAUGGCCCCCUAUCUGCCUUGCGCAUGGUUCGAUACUAUAUGUUCAUCGUCGCCUCUUUCACCCUGUCGCUAUGCUUUUUGACGGUCAUAUUUGUUGGGGCCCUGGUCCACGCAGCCAGAAUCGCAUUUUCAGAAGCUCGUCUGCGAUGGAGCGGUCACAACCCAAACACGAGGAGGUCGUUCUACACCGAGGAACAGGCGCGCAGGAAGGCGCGGGCUAAUGCCGAUCGAAGAUGGACUCUACGUCAGCAGAAGAGGGAUAUGGACGAGGAACAGGGACUCGAAGAAUGUCAAGAAUGCCCGUCGUUGGAAGGAGGCAAGGACCCUGUGGUUGGCGACGUCGCAUACUAUGCUCGCCGAGUUGGUCUCGAUGUGGAAACAUUUCGUGUCCAGACUGAGGACGGGUUUAUCAUCACACUAUGGCAUGUGUACAAUCCACGGGAGUAUGAGGCGCUAUCACCAGAAGAGCGGCGUGAGCGUGGACCCGAAGUUUUCACUAAACCGAGAACUCGGAUCACAUCUCGUCCACACUCUAACCGUCGGUAUCCUGUUCUCCUGGUCCACGGAUUGCUGCAAAGUGCUGGUGCUUUCUGUGCCAAUGACGAGGAUAGUCUGGCAUUUUACCUCUGCAAGUGCGGUUAUGACGUUUGGUUAGGGAAUAACCGUUGCGGGUCCCAUCCAGAGCAUACAACUCUAUCUACCGACGAUCCGCGUAUGUGGUCUUGGGACGUGCGACAUCUCGGGACCUUGGACCUUGCAGCGCUCACUUCGCGUGUUCUCUACGAGACUGGGUUCGAGAAGCUGGGCCUUGUUUGUCACUCCCAGGGAACCACGCAGACCUUUGUUGCUCUAGCCAAGGAACAUCGUCCUGAGUUGAGUGAAUACAUUUCGGUUUUCUGCGCGCUUGCGCCGGCUGCAUAUGCCGGUCCUCUUGUGAGCAGACCGUAUUUCCGAUUCAUGAGCCGUAUCUCUCCAACGAUAUUUCGAGUUAUUUUCGGGAUCCAUUCUUUCAUUCCGUUCAUGAUGACCGCUCGACGUUUACUCCCGUCUAGGAUUUAUGGAACCCUAGCAUACUGGGUGUUCUCCUUUUUGUUUGACUGGUCAGACACGCGCUGGGAGCGUGAUCUGCGCCAUAGAAUGUUUCAAUUUGCUCCUGUUUAUGUUAGCGCCGAGUCGAUGCGCUGGUGGCUGGGAAGCGACAGUUUCGCGAAACAUAAAUGCAUUCUAUCUACAGAUGAGGAGCUCUUCCAAGGGACGAACGCAAGCCCGCAUUUACGAGACCCCGUUUCUGAUCAUGGGGACAAUCCCGGAGACGCAUGCUUGGGAACCCCGGCCCCGAGCCCUUGGUAUGGCCCAAGAACACCGCCGUUUGCUCUCUGGAUUGGAGGCGCUGACGAUCUUGUUGAUGGUCGCCGGCUUCUGAAUCGCCUCCAAAGCGGCCGGGAGCCCCAUGUGAGUCUCGUUCAUUCGAAAAUCAUAGAAGAAUAUGAGCAUCUCGAUGUACUUUGGGCGAUGGACGCGAUCGACCAGGUUGGCAGGGAAGUCAGCCAGGUCAUUUGGACAACUGUCCCUGAUGAUGCACGUCAGAUAUGUCGCGUCCCGCGAGGUUUGAAUCCAGACAUGAUGGAAAUGGGUUAG
Penicillium digitatum Pd1 is the source of this 1896-nucleotide messenger RNA. RefSeq names its product putative ab-hydrolase associated lipase. Lineage: Eukaryota; Fungi; Ascomycota; Eurotiomycetes; Eurotiales; Aspergillaceae. Gene Ontology annotation, biological process: lipid metabolic process. The record is from RefSeq and is a predicted model, not a curated record.